Messenger RNA from Arvicanthis niloticus (Nile rat), 1880 nucleotides. RefSeq names its product phospholipase D family member 6 (gene Pld6). Gene Ontology annotation, molecular function: RNA endonuclease activity producing 5'-phosphomonoesters, hydrolytic mechanism. Gene Ontology annotation, cellular component: mitochondrion. The record is from RefSeq and is a predicted model, not a curated record. NCBI's taxonomy places the organism in Eukaryota, Metazoa, Chordata, Mammalia, Rodentia, Muridae. Gene Ontology annotation, biological process: piRNA processing.
ACGGCUGACCUUUGAGGUGGCGGCCAUGGGGCGCUCGAGUUGGCGGUUGGUGUUUGCGGCUGGUGCCGGUCUCGCGCUCGCCCUAGAGGCACUGCCGUGGCUGAUGCGUUGGCUGCUGGCUGGGCGGCGGCCACGGCGCGAGGUGCUCUUCUUCCCCUCACAGGUGACCUGCACGGAGGCUAUACUGCAGGCCCCAGGCUUGCCCCCCGGGCCCUCCUCGGGCUGCCCGUGCAGCCUCCCACACACCGAGAGUUCGCUGAGCCGCCUGCUGCGCGCGCUGUUGGCCGCCCGCUCCAGCCUGGAGCUCUGCCUCUUUGCCUUCUCUAGCCCGCAGCUGGGGCGUGCGGUGCAGCUGCUGCAUCAGCGCGGGGUGCGCGUGCGGGUCAUCACCGACUGCGACUACAUGGCCCUCAACGGCUCUCAGAUCGGCCUGCUGCGCAAGGCAGGUAUACAGGUACGGCAUGACCAGGACCUAGGCUACAUGCACCAUAAGUUUGCCAUCGUCGACAAGAAGGUGCUCAUCACCGGCUCCCUCAAUUGGACCACACAGGCCAUCCAGAACAACCGUGAGAAUGUUCUGAUUAUGGAGGACACCGAGUAUGUACGGCUGUUCCUGGAGGAGUUUGAGCGCAUCUGGGAAGAAUUUGACCCCACCAAGUACAGCUUUUUCCCCCAAAAGCAACGAGGGCACUGACCUGCUUUGCCUUGCUCAGUCUUCCAACUUGUUGCGAUGUUCUUCCUGCUCUGCAUGAGCCUUUCCUGGCAGCUGGGGGCAGCUGACAGUCUUCCUGUGCGUGCAUCCCCACCAGAAGUUAGGAAGGAGGUGACAGUGCUGGACAGUGCUGUAGGCUGUCCUAGUAGUUGCCUAGAUAGGCAGCAUCCUCUUCUGGGCCCAGUGGCUUUUGGGCAUCAUUAGACAUGCCUCAUAGUAUGCUGACCUUCAGCAACUGGGAUUGUCUCCCUGCAGUGAGUAGAUACUGGUAGCACUACCAGUUGGCCAUGCCUGUAGCUGUGUCCAGGCUUUGCUUUUCCACGCCCCUCACAUUUAGAGCAAUACUGUGGACUUAGGAGUGACCUCGCCUCUAGCACCUGUGGUGGACUCAGUGGAUUUACUCAUGGCUUUUUACUCAGUAAUGGAUCAGAAGUUGACGACAAAGGGAAUAUUGGAGGUAAGCAGAUUGCCCAGGCUGUUACCUGGUGGGCAUUUACAGGAGUCGGAGGAACAGCUUCUCACAUCCAUCUGUGACGUGUUUCAAAUUAUUUUUUGUAUGCAAGUAGGUCAAGUGACAUGAGCUAGUUUAUCAUUGUUCCUGCUUGUGUGCAUGACAAGCGUCAUGUGGCUCCUUGGUCUGUCUUGAGUGAAGUGUCCUUUAGCUUAACAGCAGAUACCGCACAAUGUAUGUUUUCUCAUUAAAAAAAAAAAGUUUUUGAGGGGGAGGAGGUGGAGGUGGGGAGGGUCUCACUGUGUAGCCCUGGCUGACCUGGAACCCAUUAUGUAGACCAGGCUGGUCUUCAUUUCACAAAGAUCUGCAGGGGUCUGCCUCAUGCACUGGGAUUAAAGGCGUGCACCAGCAUGCCCAGCGGUUUUCACACUUUUUAUUGUUCCUUUUACUUAGUGUUAGAUAAGUAGACUUGAUGUUGAUUUUUCCAAAAGAUUUAACAGAAACUGUAAAGUAUAAUAUACUCAGAAUUAGUUAUGUUGGAUAAGUGCCUACCCUUUUGGAGCCUGUGGAUUCUUAAGUGUGUACUCUGGAAGGAGUGUGUAUGUGUGUGUGUGUGUGUGUGUGUAUAAGAUCACAAAGUGUCCUUUGAGUUGACAGUGUCGUUGAGGACCCUUACCUUCUGGCAUAUUUGAAUAAAUAUUUUCGAGUCUGAACUGC